Molecule: messenger RNA, 881 nt
Organism: Amyelois transitella
Lineage: Eukaryota; Metazoa; Arthropoda; Insecta; Lepidoptera; Pyralidae
Exons: 1
Coding region: 103-849 (248 amino acids)
Source: RefSeq, a predicted model, not a curated record
UCUAACAUUUGAUUUUUAGAUAAACACCGCGUGGUAUUUCUGCGUUUCUUUGUUUUGUUGUUUAUCUGCAUGAAAUAUAGUUUUAAUAUCGAAUAAUAAAUUAUGAUUAUUCAAGGUAACAACGAUAUGCCUUUAGAACGGUCAUCUCGAGAGGAAUUUAAGGAGAAUAACGUCGAACUUGUGAAGUCUGAUUCCUUGGAAAGAAAACAUCAAAGAAAAGAAAGAAGUAAAAAACUUAAACGAAAACAUAGUUUUAUUAGUGAAAACUUACAACAAUUUAAUUCUAAUCACGAGAACUUAAAAAAUGCAAGUCAAAUUUGCCAAAGUGAUUUAGAAGAAUUGAGAACAGUUUACAAGAAAUGCAAGAAAAUUGUGAAAAAAAUUGAGAGUAAGUACGGUCAUUUAUUAGAAUUGGAAAAUUCAGACGUGACAAGUGAAUCAAACAGUGCAGAAAGUGAAAGAUGUACAUGUGCACUAAAUAAGAAGAUCGUAUUUUCUGAUGAUGGAACAGAGGUCAUUCUAGAGCCAGAUCUUACUAAUCACAUUUGCCCUAAGAAAUUAAGCACUAAAAAUACUUCUAAAGAUAAUCAUACAUUGGAAAUAGAGUAUGAAAAAGCAGAUACAUUGCCUGAAGAUUUGUUGAGGUUAACAAAUUUACUGCGAGAUCCAAAUUUAGAAAAAACAGUGCGAAAUAAAGUAAUAAGUAAGAUAAGAUUACUCAAAGAAGAGUAUAUGAAUGAUGUGAGAUUUAACAAACAAGCAAUUAUUGAGAAAGCAAAAUCUAACCCUGAUGAGGUCAUUGAUUUUCGAGGAACAAACUUUUCUGGUUUACCAGGAUACAUAAUGUAGAUAUUUAUUUUUAAUAAAUCUUUAUUUUACUA